AUGAACUUUUUAAAAAAAUUCUUAGGAUCAGCUCCUACAGACGAAGUUGCCCUGAUUCCAUCGGGGAGGUUAUUUCUUGCAAGAUCACCGCAGUCACCCAAGGGAGAGUUAGAAUGCUUAUAUAAUGAUGCUUUUGCGUCGAUUAGACAGACAACUACUCCAUUUUAUUACCAGUUAUGCAUAACAAGAGUAUAUCAAGAGGGAGAGCUAGAUGCACAUGGUUCAAGUGGAUUUGAUGAUUCAGAUGACUCCGAUGAGGACGAUCACGAUACGCCCCAUUCAAUUAGCGAUUCUAACGCAGGCGGCCACUCGAAAGAUGAAUGGAGCUUCCCUAUUCUGGAGGAAUUGAAAAUCCACACUUACGACAAGGCGGAUGGGAGUAAGACGUUGGCAUGGAAGGAUUUGAAUGGGGAUUUGGGCGAUAGAUUUGAAUUCACCGUGGACAGUGAUAUCAAGUUGACCGAGUUCGAUUCGUUUAUGUUUGCAUUGUACAAGUGUUUAUUUGAACUGAAGUAUCAUAAGAGUUCUCUCAGUAUUACUAAUAUGAGUCAAUUACAGGAAUUCAUUUACAAUCCUAAAUCCGAAUUGUUGACAUUUGAUGACCUCAGAGGUGAUUUUCUGAAUUAUGAGGACGACGAGGCGUCAGAAGAUGUCGAUACGGGGGACGAUUAUCGAUCGGUGUCAUCGACGGACGAAUUUCAUGAUGCUGAAUCCCGUACGACCCCCAGCGCGACGAUCAAAUCUAGCGGAAAGGCUGAAAGGUCGCCUGUUAAAUCGAAUGUCGCUGGUGUCCCUUCUAUAUUUUCGUCAGAUAAAGAAGCCUUGAAUACGGGGAAUGUGCUCUAUGAAUGCUCGAACUUUGAUUUGCAUUUAUUCGAUUCUGAUGCGGGGGUUUUCAAUCUUCAAGUGAAGAAGCCAGAGUUGAACCUCAAGAUAAUUGAGUUGGAAAAUUGGACCUAUUCCUUGCGUUUAUUGAGUAGUCAUAAGUCGAAACCAAUUAAUUUUGAAUGUAUUCUCAGUGCAGAUAUGAACCCGACCUUCAAUUUUGAGUAUUUAUCAUUCAUAUUCAAUCAUUUUAUUCAAAAAUCGGAGACCCAAACAUUAGCGUAUUCUUGGUUAUUAAAGUUUUCUCAUUUCAAUGAAUUACAAGAGUUUCAAGUUAGCUUCAUGAAGGCCAUGUGGGAAUCCUUAAAUAAGAUCAAAUGGAACAAAAGCCGUCCUUCAGAACAGGAUUAUGUCCUCGAUGCGUUCUCCAAUCUCGCGAUCGACGAUGAAGAUCUUACAGAAAAUGAUAAAAAGGAGAUUAAUGAAAUGAGUGAUGACGAUAUGCUAAUUGAUAAUGAUUAUAGUGAUGACGAAGAUGCGAUCAGCAAAUUAGUUAACAGAAGUAUACGUGGCGAAACGACGAAGCCUCGUCAUAAAUACGUAGAUGAUGAUGAUGAUGAAUAUGGUGAUUACGAUGAAGAGAAGCAAUUGGAUGCCUUCAAACGUGAACAAGAUAAAAAUUCAAAUUUAUCAGUCGGGUACGCUAAUGAUAGAUCAUACGUAGUAAGGGGUGAUAAAUUAGGAGUUUUCAAUAAUAAUAAUAACAAUUUGAAUUACCAAACUACCAUUUCCAAUCUAAAAACUUUGGAUGGUAAAAGGUUUACUCCAGAACAAGUAAUGUUGCACAUGCAAGAUCAACAUAUGGUCAUGUCUAAUAAGGACAUGGAUGAUAAACGACUCUAUAAAAUGGAUUUAAGCAGAGGAAAAAUUGUUGAUGAAUGGGAAGUGGACGAUAUAAUACCUAUUGAAUCGUACGGUCCAAACAGCAAAUUCUCUCAGUUAACCAAUGAACAGACAUUAACUGGUAUGUCAAGGAAUAAGUUGUUCAAGGUAGAUCCAAGAUUACCAACAACCAAACUAGUUCAAGGAGAUGACAACCUUAGAACACCUAAUUAUAAUUUCCUGGCGCUUUCUACCACUGAACAAGGAUUCCUUGCAGUCGGUUCAGCAAAGGGUGACAUUAGAUUGUUCGAUAGAUUGGGUACAAAUGCGAAAAGUUUGUUGCCAUCUUUGGGUGAAGCUAUCAUAGGAAUCGAUGUUUCAAAUGAUGGAAGAUGGAUUUUGGCUACUUGUAAAACUUAUUUAUUAUUGGUUGAUGCUAAAGUUGGAGCUAACCAGCGAAACGAAGGAAGCCUCGGAUACGUUAAAUCCUUUGACAAGGACAAGAAGCCUAAACCAAGAAGAUUAACGAUCAAACCCGAGCAUGUUGCAUAUAUGUCCAUGAAAACAGAGGGCAAACCAUUACAAUUCACUAAAGCAUAUUUUAAUACCGGUAUUGAUUCGAAGGAAACUACAAUUGUUACAUCCACUGGUCCAUAUAUUAUAUCAUGGUCAUUAAAGAAGGUCUUGAGUAACAACUCGAGUAAGGAAGAUCAACCAUACUUGAUCAAAAGAUAUGACCAGAAUGUUAUCGCCGAUAAUUUCAAAUUUGGUUCCAACUCAGAUGUUAUCAUUGCUUUACAAGACGAUGUGUCAAUGGCAAAUAAGAAGAACUUUCGUAAGGCCAACAAGAGUUCCUUAUUCUCCAGAGAUAACGUUGUCAAUAAUUAUUAG
Molecule: messenger RNA, 2598 nt
Organism: Debaryomyces hansenii CBS767
Lineage: Eukaryota; Fungi; Ascomycota; Pichiomycetes; Serinales; Debaryomycetaceae
Gene: VID27
Product: Vid27p
Exons: 1
Coding region: 1-2598 (865 amino acids)
Cellular component (GO): cytoplasm; nucleus
Source: RefSeq, a predicted model, not a curated record